Molecule: messenger RNA, 1368 nt
Organism: Plasmopara halstedii
Lineage: Eukaryota; Oomycota; Peronosporomycetes; Peronosporales; Peronosporaceae
Product: DNA polymerase sigma
Exons: 4
Coding region: 1-1368 (455 amino acids)
Biological process (GO): RNA 3'-end processing
Cellular component (GO): TRAMP complex; nucleolus
Molecular function (GO): mRNA binding; poly(A) RNA polymerase activity
Source: RefSeq, a predicted model, not a curated record
AUGCACGUGAGCGAGACGGUGCAAGUUCGCUUAGAAAAGCAAACUCAAGUCACAGGAUUGCUCGCAAAACGGCUACUUUUGCGUAGUGACUUAGCCAAGCAAAUUAUCAAUUUGCCGACAAACUCACACACAAAUUGGGAGAAAGCCCGGGAUACCCUUCGCGCUCGUUUGCGUCCGAAGAAGCGAGCUCGCGAGGAGAGAACACUGUUCGAUCGCUCUAAGGGUUUUCUGAAAAACAAUGAGGAGGGACGUCGAAGAGGCUGCAAGGAUGAAGCAAGAGAGGAAAGUAGGAAAAAUAAUGCAACCUUUAUGAUUCUGGAUGCAGAGAUAGAAGCAUUUGCAGCCCGAGUGACCCUAUCUCCGCAAGAAAGACAGUUGCGUAUGAGUGUGUUUCAUGAUAUGCGCGACCUUAUCUCGUCGGCUUACCAAGAUGCUACGAUCCAGCUCUAUGGAUCAUCUAGCACCAGGUUAGAAACCUUUAGAAGCGAUCUGGAUGUUACUGUGGGGAAUAUCGCGCUUUCUUCAUCGCUGAUCCUGCCUUCUGUGGCGGAGGUCGAAGAGAGUCCGGCUUACAAGCAGCUUCACGUAGAGACAGGCAUUGAAAAUAAUUCGCUGCCUUUGGAUGUGGUCGCCUCGAAGGACAAUACGGACGUUAAAGGUCGUACACAGCCCGCAACAUCUUCGCACUGGAAUCCAGCACGACGUAAGCGUAAGCUUCGCGUUUUGCGAGCAUUGCAACUCUUGUUAAAGGAAAAAAGACCCCAUUUUCAGGUCAAAUGCUUACACAGAGCUAAGGUGCCCAUCCUCAUGGUGCUGGACACGAAAACAAAACUGUCGAUCGAUAUUGGUGUGAACCGCGAGUUAUUCGAAACUAGUGAUCACGGACGCUCAACAUCUCUCGUCCAAAGGCUGAUCAACUCGUUGGGAACACCAUUCACCACAAUAAUUGUGUUUUUGAAGGAAUUUUUGCAACAAUUUGAGCUGAACAAGCCUUUUACCGGCGGCCUUGGCAGUUUUCGGCUGUACAUAAUGGUGGCGCACGUCUUUCGGCGCGAAUUCUCACAACUCGAAUCGUUAUCAUCCCUCUUGCUGGCAUUUUUUGGCUUGUUUGGCAACAAGAAAAAGCCUAAUUUCCUGCAUGAAGGCACGAAAUUACCGCUUCCGCUAGGCUCCGGUGGCCACUUGAGGUUUGGCAGUGUUUUCCGCAUUCGUGAUUGUGUUGAAGUUUUCGCUAUGGCACAUGACAUCUUGAGCUCUACAGGAAAAAUUGGGUCUAUAAUAAAUGAGGAGCGUUUUGAGGAGGACCGCAAAAACAGCCAAAGAGACAUCCGAAAGCAACUUUCAUUAUUUGAUAACAGUAAAAGCUAG